AUGGUGACAAGCCACAUGAUCAAGGACGCUCACAUCCCUUCCAAGCCGAAUGGAUCAAGUGUGUGUCGAGGAUGCCAAGAAGGGAAGAUGGUCCAGAAACCGUUCCCGAGCAACCGUGACAAGCGCACCUACAACACCUUCGAGAUGCUCCACUUCGACAUCUGCGGACCCAUGGAAGAAAAAUCUCUGGGUGGCAGCAAGUAUCUGCUGCUGAUCGUGGAUGAAGCCAGCGGAUGCAUGAAGGGUUUUUGUCUGCAUUCCAAGUCAGAGAGCGAAGAGUGCAUCAAGAAGUACAUCACGAUGAUACAGACGCAGUUCAACAAGAAGGUCAAAUUUGUGCGACACGAUGGAGCCCGCGAAUUUGCGACGAACUCGCUUCAAGAUUUCUACGAAGUCGAAGGCAUCGAGCAACAAACCACGGUGCCAUACGCACAUCAAGCCAAUGGAACUGCUGAACGCGCGAUUCGAACUAUCGUCACCAUCGGUCGUAGCAUGCUACAUUAUGCCAAGCUGAACAAGUGUUUCUGGGGUGAAGCGGCAAUGACGGCCGUCUAUGUGAAGAACCGUUUGCCGUCACCCAAGAUUCCACACAAGACACCGUUCGAGAUUGUCUACAAUUCUAAGCCAAGUGUCAAGCACAUGCGCGUUUUUGGGUGCCAAGCAUACAUCUUGACCCCGAAGGAGAAACGACUCAAGUGGGAUCCCAAGGCCCGGGCUGGAUUGUUUUUGGGCUACGAAGAAGUGUCCAAGGCGUAUCGAGUUUACGACAUCGAAGCGGGGCAGGUGAUGAUAAGUCGCGAUGUCAACUUCGAUGAGUCGGCCUUUGGAAUGUCGAUGCUGAUUUCCGAUGACGAUGUUGAUGGCCUGGACUUCGAAUCGAUCGAUCUUGAUGAUGAAGAACCGCGUCCGAGACACUUCAAACAAACAGGAAAGCGCAAGGCCCAACCCAGUCACGACAAUGACGACGCAAGCAUGCCCCGAGCAGUGCGCCAACGACCCGGAUUGGAAGAGUCAAGUGCGCCGGAUGACCUCUCUUCACGUCGAGCCAACGAAGAUGAAGAAAGGAAGUCGGAGGAACAACAUGACACACCGACUUCCUCCGCGUUUUGGCAUGCGAGUGCAAACGCCGUCGAAGCAGCGGUCGAUUUUUCGGAGCCGUCGACAUUUGAAGAAGCAGUAUCUGGCCCGGACCAAGUACACUGGCGCAAGGCAAUUGAUGCGGAGCUCGAUUCGAUGAAGCUUCGCGGUGUCUUUCGUGCGGCCAAGUUACCCAACGGACAAAGCGCCAUUGGCACAAAGUGGGUCUUCAAGAUCAAGCGCAAGGCGGAUGGGUCGAUCGAGAAAUACAAGGCACGACUUGUGGCCAAGGGUUUUCGCCAAAAGUAUGGCAUCGACUACACGGAGACGUUCUCGCCCGUGGUCAAGUAUGUGACGCUGCGAAUGGUCAUCGCCAUUACCAAGCACUUUGGAUGGCCCCUCGACCAGCUCGAUGUGGUGACUGCGUUCCUGUAUGGAGUGAUGAAGGAGAAGGUGUUCUGCGCUGUUCCGGAAGGCGUCAAGAUGGAAGGUGAUUUCGACUGUCUCGAGCUGAUCAAGGCGAUCUACGGUCUCAAGCAAGCCUCGCGUGUUUGGAACGAGACCUUCGACGAGUUCAUACGCUCGAUUGGUUUUCAAGCGUCGGGAUUCGAUCCAUGUCUCUACAUCAUGACUUCGGAAGGCCAUUGUGUUUUUGUGCUGGUCUACGUGGACGAUGUCUUGGUGACUGGAAGCUCGCUCGAGAUGAUUGCGCGCACCAAGAACGACCUCAAGACACGCUUCGAGAUGACGGACAGCGGCAAGUGUGCCUUUGUUCUUGGGAUCGAGUUAUUGGACGGUGAAGAUGGCAGCGUGACUAUGUGUCAGCGCCGUUAUGUCGACGAUGUCCUCAAGCGCUUUGGAAUGGAUGAGUGCAAGGCUGUGGCAAGUCCGGUGGACGUCAGCUCGACUGGUUCCAAGCAACUCUGCAAGCAAGGUGGAUGUCCCAUUCCGUGA
Messenger RNA from Peronospora matthiolae, 2031 nucleotides. NCBI's taxonomy places the organism in Eukaryota, Oomycota, Peronosporomycetes, Peronosporales, Peronosporaceae. The record is from the annotation of a GenBank genome assembly.